Messenger RNA from Xiphophorus maculatus (southern platyfish), 3544 nucleotides. RefSeq names its product TPX2, microtubule nucleation factor (gene tpx2). Gene Ontology annotation, biological process: activation of protein kinase activity; regulation of mitotic spindle organization. The record is from RefSeq and is a predicted model, not a curated record. Gene Ontology annotation, cellular component: spindle; microtubule. NCBI's taxonomy places the organism in Eukaryota, Metazoa, Chordata, Actinopteri, Cyprinodontiformes, Poeciliidae. The transcript has 16 exons. The coding region runs from base 100 to 2115 and encodes 671 amino acids.
GUCUUUUUAAACGUUAACAUCUCAGCCCGACGGUUGCGUUUUUACCACUGAGAUACUGGGGAACAGCUCAAUACGAGUAGCUGUUGGAGAGACGUGAUUAUGGCCGAGACGAACUCUGGGGAGACUUCUGGGCUCUACGACUUUGACGCCCCGUCUCAUGUGGACUUCAAGGAGCUUUUAGAUGCAGAAUUCGACGACCAUUGGUUUGACAAACAUGCUGACGGAGCAUGUCCUCAACUCGUCACCCCUGCAAGACCAGACCAGCAGUUGAUGGAGGCUGAUCAUUCUGGAGCUCAUGGGGAUGAAGUUGAGAAAGAUGUGAAAUCUGGUCAAAGCCAAGCUAAAUGCACCUCAUCAAACAUGAUCAGCUCCGAGGAGGCCAAAAAAUCAGGCCAGGCGAAGAGAGAGCCUGUCAAAGAACGCCAUGCACAGCCUCGCAGGAUUUCAAAACGUAAAGAGAUGAGCUGCAGUGCAGCUGCUCCUCCAGUAAAGAAAUCAAAAGGGCUGAGCAGCUCUGAAGAGCUGGAGUUGGAACGCAUCAGGAGCCUGCAGAGGGAAGUUGCUCUGCAUCGCAGGAAAAACGAGGCCAGCUACAAAGCUGCUCUGGCUGGCAAUCCACCACCAAAGAAGAUGUUGACGUCUGCGACUGUGCCUAAAGACUUCCACUUCAACACAGAGUCCCGCAUUAAAGCGCCCGCCUCAUCAAAUGCCUCGCAGAAGGAGGUGAAUUUCAUCAAUCAGCUGCGACAGCCCUCCUCCCCUGCCAAGGCGAGGAAAGGAGCCACGGUGCCCAAACCGUUCAACCUGUCAGCAGGUCACAAGAACUGUAAGGACGGGCCUGGUGUCUACGUUUCGAUGGCUCAGCUGGUAGAGCAGUUCCAGAAGAGGACCCCCACCCGCUACCACCUGCGCAGCCGCAGGACUCAAGAGAGAGGGCCGUCUCCGCUGAAGGGACAGCACCUGCACCUCACCCAGCCUCACUCCCCCCAGCUGAUGACCCGACAGAGAAGCCGUCAACCUUCUGUGAAGAGCAGUGCAGAGCUGGAGGCAGAAGAGCUGGAGAAACUUCAGAAGUUUAAAAUCAAAACCGUGGAGCUGAACAAGAAGAUUUUGGAAGGCCCCGAGGAGCUGAGGAAGCCAGCAGCGAAGGAGCCCACAGUACCUGAAGGAUUUGAGCUGGAGAUAGAGAAACGACUUCAGGAGAGACAGUUGAACAAGAAGUCGCAGGACAGGGAGAAGCCUCACAGUUUCAAAGCAAACCCCCUGCCCAAGAAGGUCCUGGAUGGUAUUGUGGGCUUGCCUGAGAAGAAGGUAACGUAUCCAACUGUACCAGAGUCUCCAGCAUUUGUCCUGAAGAAGAGAGUCCGUAUGGAGCGCAAGGUUGAGGAGGUAAAGCCACCCUCACCAGUCAAAGCCGUCUCCGUCCCCUACUUUGGGGUCCCGUUCCAGCCGCAGCUCUCCGAGAGCCAUCAGGUGGAGGUGUGUCCCUUCUCAUUCGAGCAGAGGGACAAGGAGAGACAGGCUCUGAAGGAGAAGAAGCUGGCAGAGUUGCAAAACGAAGAGGUGCCGCAUUUCAAGGCCCAGCCACUGCCAGACUUCCACGCAGUGGUCCUUCCUGAGAAGAAGAAGCCGGAGCCCACCAAGCCCGAACCUUUCAGGCUCCAGAUCGACGAGCGAGGAGCAGGCAGGCUCAGGCAGUGGGAGCAGAUGGUGAAGGAGGAGCAGAAGCAGCAGGAGGAGGCAGCUACGUUCAAAGCCAAGCCCAACACAGUCACUCAAAAAGAACCGUUUCGACCCAAGAAGGAGAACCGGACAUCAGUGGACAUUGAUCCUUCCGCAGCGGUGGAGCCCUUCCAGUUGGCCACAGAGCGCAGAGCCCAAGAGUGGCAGGAGUACGAGCGUCUGAUUGGUGAAAAGGAGGUGCUGAGGGCGCGCAUGGAGGCAGAGCAGAGGCUGGAGGAAGAGCAGAGAGAGAGGGAGGAGAUUGCCAGGCUGCGGCAAGAACAGGUCCACAAAGCUCAGCCCAUCAGACACUAUAAACCUGUUGCCGUGAAGAAGAGUGACGCUCCUCUCACAGUGCCAGAGUCGCCAAACUUCUCCAAACGCUUCCGGUAACAAGAAGCAAGACCCCUUUUAUGGCAACAUCCUUUGCAAAUAUGUUUUCAGUUUUUAACUGUUGCAAUGAGGUGUCUGAAAACCGCUUUUGUUUAUAGUUCUACUUGAUCUCUGCUUCAGCUGGUGCUUUAACUUUUCUCUCAUAUGUUGACUUUCUAGUGAGUUUCUUGGUAAAUUUUAGUGUUUUUUUUUUUCUUUGUUUCUUUUUUUAGGUUUUUGACAUGUAAACUUCCACAUGUAGUACAUUUCUGUAAUAAAACUUUUAUUCGAAAUCCUAGCUUGUCUGAAGGAUUUGAGCUUGAGAUGUAGCUCAAAUUUGUAUUUAUACAAAUCCAGAAUACAAAACUGGCAAAAAUGAUUUGGUGUUCCAUUUCAACGUUGCUGUUCUUGUGUGGCUUACAACAAAUAUGAAAAUGACUAUGCACUAAACCCGUGACUAUAAUUCAGCCUUUACUCUCCUCAGGCUCAAAACAAACGGUGCAGGGUGCAUUUUAGCAUCAAAAAAUGUUACUGUCCAGCAACAAACCUGAGCCUUUAACAGUCAUACAGCUUACAUCUGCUUGUUUGUGGUACAAAAUUCAGGUCAGGAAGCCUAAUAAAUAAAUAAAUCAAGUACUCUUCAUGUUUUACAUAUUUUCCUAAUUUAAGACACCUGAUUAGUUCAACAACUAGUUAAUCAGCCAUCAGUUGAAAUUGUGUGCUUGAAGUAGGGGAAGAUCUAAAACAUGCAGAGCAGUGUGCCUUCAGGACCGAAGUUGGGAAAUGCUACUCUGUUGCAUAUUACUUAAAAUGUGAGAAAGCUCAAUUAAAUGCAGCUUGAUUUUAGCAGUCUGACAACUGAAGGGUCUCUGAGUCUGGUGGUCUUGGUCUGGAAGCUCCUCAGCCCUUUGCCUUAGGGAAAGGGUUGGAAGAGUCUAUGUGCAGGAUGGGUGGAGUUCUAGAAAGUUGAGAAGAUCAUCUAGCAAAGAAUUUGCACAAGAACCCAGGGGAGCUUCACAAGGAGAAGUCUGAGGCUGCAGUAAGAACAUUAAGAGCCUCUACCAAGAUGAUUUGUAUUUUAUUUGGAAAUUUUAGUCUGAAGGAAGAGUAGAGAGAAUGACUUUGCUUGAAGUUUCCAUACUCAGUGAUGCUUUGGGCUAUCAUCUCCUGGUUCUGGUUCUCUCAGUCAGUCAUUUUUCCCCCAUAGACUGUCUCUAAUGGGUCAAUGCCAUAGUUGCACUAAUUCAGUUUAGUCUUUCUCUUUUAUGAAAACAUUGUGUGUGUAUAUACUAUAAAAAAGCCUUUAUUUUACACUUGUUUUAAAUAUAUUUCAGAACAAAGCUUUUUUUAUGUACAAACUUGGGUUUAAAACUGAUUCUGACUUUAACUGUAAGCUGCAAUCUUACAAGAAAUAAAGGCUGGGAAUAUUUCACUAUGUGCAGUGAACCUA